Messenger RNA from Penicillium expansum, 555 nucleotides. RefSeq lists its product as uncharacterized. Lineage: Eukaryota; Fungi; Ascomycota; Eurotiomycetes; Eurotiales; Aspergillaceae. The coding region runs from base 1 to 555 and encodes 184 amino acids. The transcript has 3 exons. The record is from RefSeq and is a predicted model, not a curated record.
AUGCUGUACCUGGGAGCGUCCGCGUACGCUUCUGCAGUCGUCCCGCGAACCCCUCCCAGCGCAGGUGAGAAGUUUGGGCUGUAUGCGUAUGGGGAAUCAUUUGGUGGUCUCUCUCUGUUCUACGGAGACGGCAAGGCUCUGAUUGGCGACCCAGCCAAUUCAACUGCUUCGACUACUUCAAGUGUAUACUUUGAACGUACAUCUGAGUCCUCGGAUAGUCCUUGGGUCGCCAACCCGAACGGAACCGCCAAUACGAACGGAACCGCCCAUUCGAUCGCCAGCUGGUCCGAUCAGAUGCUUUACAUCCCUAGUUCGUCAUCUUCGAGCGAUGAAAUGGGCUUCACGUCUAAGAAUAGGUCAAAUGAGACUACUACAGGUUUCAUCUUCUAUGGAACAUGGAUGAUGGUGGAAUUGGAUUCUGGCGACAUCUCGUCCAGCUUCUAUGUCAGAGAGAGCUCGCAGGGCGAUGGGAUCUAUUCCUUGCUAUGGAAUGUCUCCGACGAUACAACCGCUAUCCCAGUGUCCUUGCGCUCUGUGGCGCCCUCUAAUACUUGA